AGAUCUGAAGUCUCCCCUGCCUCCCCCGCCGCAUCAGUUCUCUUACUCCCUCCUCCGCCGCGCCACUGACUCCUUCUCCGCCUCCAACCGCCUCGGCCAGGGCGGUUUCGGGUCCGUUUAUAAAGGCCUCCUCCCCUCCGGCCAGGAGAUCGCCGUGAAAAUCAUGGAAGCUUCGGGAUCCCUACAGGGCGAGAGAGAGUUCCAGAACGAACUCUCCCUGGCUUCCCGGAUCGACCCGGCCUGCUGCCCCCACAUCGUCUCCAUUCUCGGCUUCUCCUCCGACGCGAAGAUCGGGAAGAAGAGGCUCAUUCUGGUGUACGAAUUUAUGCAAAAUGGGAGCUUACAGGACGCUCUAAUGGACAGGAAGUGUCCCGAGCUGAUGCCAUGGCAGAAGAGAUUUUCAAUUUUGGUAUCCAUAGCUAAGGGCAUUGAGUACCUUCACCACUCCUGCGAUCCCCCAAUCGUUCACGGCGACAUCAAGCCCUCAAAUGUGCUGCUGGAUCACAAUUUCGAUGCCAAAAUCGCCGAUUUCGGAUUGUCCCAAUCCAUGAGCCUAGACAACGAAGGUGGGGAUGAAAAUCUAGGGUUUGCGAACCCGGACGAACAGAACGGGUCGAUUCUUGAAGGGAACGUGACCGCAAUUUUGGAGGAGGAUGUGACCCAAUCCCCAGAGAGUUGUUGCAUCAAGAUUUUGGAUGACGCAGAGGAGCCCCCAUUGUCCGAAUCGGAAGGGGUUAGUGUGGGUAGUUCAUUGAGGAGAGAUUGGUGGUGGAAGCAAGAAAACCCCAAUGGGGGUUCCGAAUCGGGGAGAGUGAAGGACUACGUGAUGGAGUGGAUCGGUAGCGAAAUCAAGAAAGAGAGACCCAAGAAAGAUUCGAAAGGGAUCUAUCAACCAGAGGAUGAUGAUGAUGAUGAUCAGAAGAAGAAGAAGAAGAAGAAGAAGAAGAAGAAGAAGCACCACAAUGUGAAGCCCAAUAAGCCAAGAAAGAGCCGGAAGCCGCGGGAGUGGUGGAAGGAGGAGUUUUGCGAGGAACUAACGAAGAAGAAGAAGAAGAAACGGGGCGCGUCCCACGGGGGAGAGACGUGGUGGCAAAGGGGGGAGGAGGAGGAGGAGGAGGGGAGGAAGAAGAAGAGGAAGAGCAAGGGGAGCAUUGAUUGGUGGAUAGACAAUCUAAGUGGAGAGUUUGGUGUUGGUGGUGGAAGGAGGAGUAGCCAAGACGUGACGAAUGACGGAUUUGCCCCCAAGAGCGGGGGCGUGACGAGCACCCCAAGCAUGAGGGGUACGGUGUGUUACAUCGCGCCCGAGUACGGGGGCGGCGGCGGGACCCUCUCCCGGAAGUGCGACGUGUAUAGCUUCGGCGUGCUACUACUCGUCCUAGUCUCGGGGAGGAGGCCGCUCCAAGUGACCGCUUCUCCGAUGGCGGACUUCGAGAGGGCGAACCUCGUGUCGUGGGCCCGGCACCUCGCUCAGAGCGGGAAGCUCUUGGAUCUUGUGGACCCCAAUGUGGAGUCGUUGGAUCGAGAACAAGCGUUGCUCUGCAUAACGAUCGCACUGCUCUGCUUGCAGCGCUCGCCGAACAAACGUCCGACCAUGAGAGAGAUUGUGGGGAUGCUUUGCGGCGAAUCGAAUCCGCCGCCGUUGCCGUUUGAGUUCUCCCCAUCACCACCUUCAAGUUUCCCUUUCAAGUCUAGGAGAAUCCCCAGGUGAGGCCAUCACAUCUGGAGCAUAGACUCUAGUAUAGCAAUGUACCAUCUUGUAGAGAAGAUCUUAGAAGAAACAAUGACGUCGACGAACAACGCGGUGGGGUCCCCGUAAGUCGGGGGGAAAACAUAGAGAGACUGUUUCCGAAAAUGCCCUUGGUCAAAAAAAGCAUGAUCAUAUGAGUUGUAUUCCUCUUGUUCAUAGUUUUGAAUUAUUUUUCCCACUCAUAUUAUUGUGAUCAUUGAAAAAGCUAGCUAGUGAUGAAAGCUCAAGGGGA
Messenger RNA from Cuscuta campestris, 1979 nucleotides. The record is from the annotation of a GenBank genome assembly. Lineage: Eukaryota; Viridiplantae; Streptophyta; Magnoliopsida; Solanales; Convolvulaceae.